This is a messenger RNA of Microtus oregoni (creeping vole), 1006 nucleotides long. RefSeq names its product small muscular protein. Gene Ontology annotation, cellular component: muscle tendon junction; costamere; M band. The transcript is spliced from 5 exons. Lineage: Eukaryota; Metazoa; Chordata; Mammalia; Rodentia; Cricetidae. The record is from RefSeq and is a predicted model, not a curated record. Bases 310 to 570 code for a protein of 86 amino acids.
CUAUGGCUUGUAUCAAACUCUAUAUUUAGGAAGAACAACUGUGAGCUAUGACAGGAAUUCUCUUUAACACUUAGCCUUAAACCGAGUUCCCCUCUAGCCCCAAGCCAGGAGCGGCUCUCAGGACCGGAGAGACACAGAGCACUCCAGCUAUUCCAGCCACCUGAAAAGCACUGGAAUUGAGAUCGCAGCUCAGACGACACCGGGAGUCCCUUCUACCCUCUAAAGAGCUUUGUGUUUUUGCACCUGACUGCCUGGGACUGUCCUUAGGCAGUAAACAAAUCCAGAGAGCAGGGAUAAGAUCUUGUGAAUAUGUCGAAACAGCCAGUUUCCAACGUCAGAGCCAUCCAGGCAAAUAUCAAUAUUCCAAUGGGAGCCUUCCGACCAGGAGCUGGUCAGCCCCCCAGAAGGAAAGAGUGCACUCCUGAAGCAGAGGAGGGGGCUCCUCCCACUUCGGAGGAAGAGAAGAAGCCAAUUCCUGGAGCAAAGAAACUCCCAGGACCUGCUGUCAAUCUAUCGGAGAUCCAGAAUAUUAAAAGUGAACUGAAAUAUGUCCCCAAAACGGAACAGUAGUUUUAAGAGGGAAAAGGGUUGAUGUGAAGAACUAAGGAGAAAAAAAUGGAUUAAAAUAAAUGCACUCCUUAAAAAUUUUAUAUAUUUGUAUGACGAUUAUGAACCUUCUGAAUUCCCAAGACUCUAGAAAAAAAUAUCCUGUUUGUACAUUUAUAUUUCUUCCUUAUAGUUGGCUGCAUUUCUCACUUUAGCUACAUUUUUGGCACCUUGCAGAGCAAAUCAGCCCAUGAAUUCAGCAGCUGGGGAGCAUGGUUUUGAGGAGAGAUGUGCUUGUGUGCAGGGCUAUGGCAAUGUGCCUGCAGUGAUCUGGAUGUUAAGUUCUUGAAGUUGCUUCUCAGAGUUCCUUGGUCAAUAUUUGAGAGGUCUUUUAGUUCUUCACCUUUUAAAUUACCUCAAUUAACUUUUUAUGAGUUCAAAUAAAUAUUUGAGUAAAUGU